GUGAACUUGCUUCCAACUCGCAUCUUGGCCUAGACAAACGCGUGCCCUCAAAGCCUACAUACGUCGGUCGAGCUCUUGCCUUCCCUUCACGCUCUGCACGUUGUGUAGGGCGGUAAUUGCGCGCUGAUCAGGUCAAGGUGCCACUCUUCUAGCGUGAGAUCCUCUUGUAACGCCUCAAGCGGGAAUAUUCAGCGAUGUCUUCACGGCGAGCCGCUACGCGGGAUAGGAUCAGGGAAGCAACUGGUCGAGGCAGGCUACGGCAAUUAGGUGCCAGUAUCCCUUCGUCGCCACCCAGGGUGAGCCCAUAGUCGCCCUCAUGGGAUAUCGUCCUUGCGAUAGACAUGAAUCCACAGCACCGACCCGUUCCUACAUUGGAUAUAGGCCCACAAAGCUCGUCUGACCUGCCGUCGUCACCCGAGUACGGAAGGCAGAUAGCCGGUUCACAGAGAGUUCGUACGUUCGAGGAAAGGCGCAUGGCGGUUGACGAGUCCGUAUCGCCUACCUCUGAAGAGCUGCGAUCCCUCAAAUUUGACUUCGCUAGUACCCCGCCCGACGCUCAACCCUUCGGAUUUCCUGGGCCAGCCAACAACAAUUCGCUCAACUUCGACACGAUGAUUCAAUCAGGUGACCCAGAGUGGGCCAGCGUCCUUACGCUAGUACCCAACUGGGCUGAAGAUCCCAACGCGUUGGUGUUCUCUCUCCAACUGGUGUGAAUACUUAC
Messenger RNA from Schizophyllum commune H4-8, 721 nucleotides. RefSeq lists its product as uncharacterized. NCBI's taxonomy places the organism in Eukaryota, Fungi, Basidiomycota, Agaricomycetes, Agaricales, Schizophyllaceae. The coding region runs from base 342 to 713 and encodes 123 amino acids. The transcript is spliced from 2 exons. The record is from RefSeq and is a predicted model, not a curated record.